CAAAGUUUAUAUCAUUUUCUCUAAUUAUAUAAUAAUAUUCUCAAUAAAUCAAUUAAUACGCAAAAUAUAUAUCUGCACAAAGUAACCUUAUUAUAUCUCCCAACCGCACAAACAAAAUUUCAGCUCCUCCAUAUCCAUCAAGAAAGAUCAAGAAUCAAGAACUAAUCAAUAUCGAUCGAUCCGUUAAAAAAAAAUGGAUAUGAUUCCCCAAUUGAUGGAAGGCUCUUCAGCUUACGGAGGUGUCACAAACCUCAACAUCAUCUCAAACAACUCCUCCUCCGUCACCGGAGCCACCGGAGGUGAAGCAACGCAACCACUGUCUUCCUCCUCCUCACCAUCGGCGAACUCAAGCCGUUACGAGAACCAGAAGAGGAGAGACUGGAACACGUUCGGACAGUACUUAAGGAACCAUCGGCCACCGCUUUCGCUUUCCCGAUGCAGUGGAGCUCACGUGCUCGAGUUCCUCCGUUACUUGGACCAGUUCGGUAAGACAAAAGUCCACACGAACAUUUGUCACUUCUAUGGCCAUCCUAAUCCUCCGGCACCGUGUCCGUGUCCUCUCCGACAAGCUUGGGGAAGUCUUGACGCUCUUAUCGGUCGUCUUCGAGCUGCCUUUGAGGAAAACGGAGGCAAGCCUGAGACGAAUCCUUUUGGAGCUCGUGCCGUUAGGCUUUAUCUAAGGGAAGUUAGAGAUAUGCAGAGUAAAGCUAGAGGUGUUAGCUACGAGAAGAAGAAGCGAAAGCGUCCUCUUCCUUCGUCGUCGACUUCUUCUUCCUCCGCCGUAGCUAGCCACCAGCAAUUUCAAAUGCUACCGGGUACUAGUUCUACUACUCAAUUAAAGUUUGAGAAGUAAGUAAUUAUAUAAUUAAGAGAAAUGGAGUAUUUUAUGUAAUCUGAAAUGUGAUUUGGUCUCUUUCUUAUAUGUUGAUUUUAAUUUUAGGUUAUGUGGUUCAGUUUUAGUUACUAGUGUAUGCUGGGGGGAGGAAGGUAGGGUUUUCAAUUUUAUUUAUAUCUAAUAAAAGAGAAAUUCACAUGUAUUAAUGUGUACAUAUUUAUAUAUAUGAGUAUCUAUGUAUCAUUACUAUCAUCAUCAUAGUUAUAUUGGUCUUCUUUUUUCUAAAACAGAGAGGUCUUAGGUUUACUUUAAAUCGAUUUAUGGAGUAUGAUGAUGAUACUAGAAGCUAAAAUAGUAUUAUUGAUUUUCUUCUUUUGAUGCAAAACAGUGGUCGUUUUCUAAAAGUGACAGUGAACUAACAGUGGUCUUAUAGUAGUUGACAGUGAUUGCACUAACUAUUUUAAAUUCAUGAAAAAUUUCAAUGCUCCAAAGUCCAAAUUCCCCAAAGAUUUACUGCAUUCGUUCCCACUCACCAAUAUUCACAUGCAUACGUGGCAUGCUUCAGUAAAUAUGCUGUCGUAUGUUUUUUCAUCUCUAAAAUCAUUUCUUUUUCAUGUUAAAGUAGGUUUCAUAGGUUUACUUGUGAGUUGUGAGUGAUAUGUUCUCUUACAGCAUAAUUGUAGGGAAAAAAAAACAGUUCCGUAAAUUCUCCACUUUAUGUUUCUUAGUACUUACUUUUUUACUCAAGAAGAACAAUGUGCGUGUCUCGGCUUUUGCAUAAACCCUAGAUUUUGUAGAUCUGAUGAUUCAUGAUUGAUGUUGUAUUUUAAUUAUGGUAAUUCCAUGUUAAAUAGAUUGUGUGCCACUAAGUAUGUCAUUUCAAUACAAUUAUAGCGACACUAAGUAUGUCAUUUAAAUACAAUUAUAGCGACGAGAUAUUUAACUCAUUUGUAG
Arabidopsis thaliana (thale cress) is the source of this 1789-nucleotide messenger RNA. It is a transcript of the gene LSH3, whose product is annotated as LIGHT-DEPENDENT SHORT HYPOCOTYLS-like protein (DUF640). The record is from RefSeq and is marked reviewed. The transcript has a single exon. Bases 194 to 853 code for a protein of 219 amino acids. NCBI's taxonomy places the organism in Eukaryota, Viridiplantae, Streptophyta, Magnoliopsida, Brassicales, Brassicaceae. Gene Ontology annotation, cellular component: nucleus.